Drosophila hydei is the source of this 1552-nucleotide messenger RNA. RefSeq lists its product as uncharacterized. NCBI's taxonomy places the organism in Eukaryota, Metazoa, Arthropoda, Insecta, Diptera, Drosophilidae. Bases 201 to 1418 code for a protein of 405 amino acids. The record is from RefSeq and is a predicted model, not a curated record. The transcript has 3 exons.
AAAUGAUAAAAUACGCAGAAAAAAUACAGUGAAAUAAUUGUGCGUGAGACAAAGAGAAAACAAACGCCGGGCAUGUUAAAGUCUCUAUUCCAACACCAGCUGACGGAGCAACAACAACAACUGCAGGCGAUAGUAGGGAGAAGAGCAGAACGAAGAGGAGCAGGAGCAGUGGGCAGCUGCAUUAAACAGCAGUAAUAAUAAUGUUGCUGGCAUCAGCUGGGCAAACUGCGCCCUUUACCUACGACUCCAGUGCCACACGUAAAAUCAACAGUAACAACAACAACAGUAGCAAUACAAGCAGCAGCAACAACAAUGUUAGCAAUGUCAGUGGAGGCACGAGCACAACCAAUCAACCAAUUGGAGGAGCGGGCACGUUGGCGGCAUGUCCAACAAGCGCGAGCACCAUUGCCAGCAGUGCAGCCACUGCGAUAAUGAAAACUCUCUCUGUGCGUCUGCAUCGGGGCACCGAAUUCAUCAAGGACACUGUGCAAAAGGCUCUGGUUAUGAAUGGACCAACUCCCGUAUUAGCGUCACAGUUGGAUAGCAGCUUGAAAAGGAAGCUUAUUGGCGCUGGUGGCAUUAUGGGCACCAGUGGCAACUCCAACUCAAGCACCAGUUCCGGCUCCAGCAGCAGUAGCAGCAGCAGCAAUCGCCAGUUUGUGCUCAGCCAGCCAUAUGUAGUGCCAACGGCUGCAUUUUUGCGGCAAUUCACGGUGGCGCCCAGUGUGCUACAUCGGUCAGCAUCAGCGCGAAAACGGAAUGCCAGUACAGACAGCUUACUCAUGGAUCUAUGCGUGUUCAAACCCAUUCGACCCAUGCCCAUAACGCCCAUUAAAAUCAACAAAGCGCGCGGCUUCGAACUGAAGCGACCCAAAUUUAUGCCGCCCUCUGCAAAUAUGUAUAGUGAUGUCGACGAUGAUGAUGAUGAGGACGAGGACGAAGAGAAUCUAGUUCAUAAGGAGCAGGAGCUUACACUUAAACCAAAGCUCAGUACACUAUCAUUGCCACAACAUGCCACCGCAUCCGCUUUUGUGCCACAUGAAGCCAAUAGCAGCAACAGCUCCAGUUGCACUCAAACACAAGACCAUACCAAGGACAACAGCAACAUACACACCUCAGGCACUGGCUCAGGCGAAGUCAAAGUCAAGCCAAAAGCAACAACCACCAAGCGUCGACGCCGUGCGCCGCUCUUAACAGCCAAGAGGCGUCGCAAAGCAGUAGGAAGCGCAGCAAAAGCAACAGAAGGAGAAGCAGCUACAUCACCAGCCACCGUAACCGUUACGGCUACAACUGUUCCAGCAUUAUCCAAACGCAAACGACGCGCUGCAACCAAGAGCACUUCCAUAUCGCCAAUGCGUCGAUCACCGCCCAUGACUCGUCAGCGUGCGCGGUUACAGAUCUCCACCAGCAACAACUAAAUACUACGCCCUACUCUCUCCCUCCCUCCUUCUAUCUAUCUCUCUCUUUCUCUGUUUAUGUCUAGGUUUAGUCAUUGGAACGCCGUGUAAUCCAAUGCCCAAAACUGUGUAACAUAUAAAAAAUGAAAAGCAAA